Bathycoccus prasinos is the source of this 2979-nucleotide messenger RNA. RefSeq lists its product with no specific name. The coding region runs from base 1 to 2979 and encodes 992 amino acids. Gene Ontology annotation, molecular function: RNA binding. Lineage: Eukaryota; Viridiplantae; Chlorophyta; Mamiellophyceae; Mamiellales; Bathycoccaceae. The record is from RefSeq and is a predicted model, not a curated record. The transcript has a single exon.
AUGGCAGGCAAAGAAGACCAACAACGAGAAGAAACUUUCAAGGCGAAUCCGGAACAUCCAUCGGAUGGAGAUGUUCAAACACCUCUCGUCUCCUCGCGCUUGUGCAUAAAAAACCUCCCGAAACAUUACACGGAAGUGAGGUUUCGAGAGCACUUUUCAACGAUCGGAGAAGUGACCGAUUGCGUGAUUAAAAAUACGCACGGCGGUACCAACGAUAACGACUCGAGGAGCAGUUGGCGGCAACAUCGAAAGCAGCAGCAGCAAACUUCUCGAUGUUUGGGAUUUAUUGGGUACAAAACGGAACAGAUGGCCAUCUUAGCGCAGAAAUAUUUCCACAACACGUUCAUCGAUACGAGUCGGAUCGAUGUCUCGUUCGCGGCGAGUCGGAAAGAGCGAGCGGCGUUGAGCGAAAGGAGUUCGUGGUCGAAGUAUUCGGCGGGGACGAGCGCGAACGAGAGAUUGAAAAGAGAGGAAGAGAAGAAGUUAAAAAAGAAGAAUAAUAAAGAAGACGAGGACGAGGACAGAGAGGAAAAGAAAGAUCCGAAUCGAUUUAUCGGCGUCCGGGAGCGGAUUAAGAUGGAAAAAGCCGCAAAACUGAAGAAAGAACAGUUCGUAUCGCCCGAGGAGAAAAUGUUGGAGGAGAAAAUGCGAGAAGAUCCGAAAUUGAGAGAAUACAUGGCUUUAAUGCUCCCGAAGAGUAAAUUCGCGGCGAAAUUUUGGUCGGACGGGUUAGUGCACGAAGAAGACGAUUACCUGUCCGGAGGUCCCGCGCAAACGAAACUCGCCGACAUCGAAGAUACCGAAGGCGGGAACGCAGACGAGGAUUCAGACGACGACGAGUACCAGGACUUAGAGAACGACGAUAGUAGUGAUGAUAAUGGUAGUAGUAGUAGCGAAGAAAUAGAUUCCGAUUCAGACGACGUUAAGAAAGACGACGCGGUUUCGGACAUGGAGUAUUUGAAGGCGAAGAGAGGGAAUUUUAGCAGCGAUUCAGAGGAUUCCGAGGAGGACGAAGAGGAGGAAAAUUCUUCGGACGACGACGACGACGACGAGAACAACAACAGCGAAAAGAGUAGCGACGAUGAAAGAAAGGAAUUUUCCUUGGAGAACGACAACGACGACGACGUCGAUAAUACGGAGAAGAAAAAGUCAUCAAAGAAGUCGAAAGAUGAUGAGAAAGCAACAAUAAAAGAAGUCGAAGUCGUCCAAGCGUCGGACAUGGAAUCUUUACAAGAAACCGGUCGCGUGUUCCUUCGCAACCUUCCGUAUACGUGCACGGAGGAGGAAAUAUUCGACCACAUGCAAUCUCACGUCGGAAAAUUGACCGCAGUGCACGUCUUAGUGGACAAGUCGACGAAACAGAGCAAAGGAUUGGCAUACGCGACGUUCGCGUUGCCGGAAGAUGGCGUGAAAUGCAUCGACGUGUUAGACGGUGCUAUUUUCCAAGGUCGCAUUUUACACGUAUUACCGGCGAAACGAGCGCCGACGAACGCGGAAAAGAACACGUUAGGCGGCGUCGGGAGGAUAACUAUAAUAAACGACGACAACGGGGAAGACAACGACGACGAGAACGACCCAAAAAACUCUUACAAGAAACAAAAAGAGCACACGCGCAAAGCGGACGCGGCGGAUAAAAAAGCAUGGAACGCGCUCUUCAUGCGUCAAGACACCGUCCUCUCCGCCAUCGCCGCGAUGUACGGCGUGGACAAAGGCGAUUUGUUGAGCACAGAAACCGAAGACGUCGCGGUGCGGGUCGCCCUAGGUGAAGCUCAAGUCAUCGCAAACACGAAAAAAGAGCUCGGCGAUGUCGGCGUAAACGUCCACGCGCUCGAAUCUGCAGCGGAAUCGAGAGAAAAUGUCAAAAUCGCGCGUUCGCAACAUUCGAUUUUGAUUAAAAAUUUACCGUACGAAUCCGAAGAGUCCGAUUUGCGAGAGAUGUGCGAAAAGUUUGGCACUUUGAGUCAGUUGGUGUUACCAUCGACACGGACGAUUGCAAUCGCGGAAUUUCUAGAGAGCAACGAAGCGCGAAGAGCGUUUCAAGGGUUAGCGUACAAGAGGUACAGACACGUUCCGUUAUACGUCGAAUGGGCGCCGAAAGACAUUUUCAAGACAUCGAAGAAGAAGAAUGACGACGACGAUGAUGAUGCAACAGAAAAUGACGAGAGAAGAACAAAGUUCACCAAAGAAACCUCUAAUAAAGACGAUGUCGAGGAGGAUCCGGAAGAAAAGUCUAAAGUUCUCUUCGUGAAAAACAUCGACUUUGCCACCACGGACGAGAGUUUUCUUCAAUUCUUUGAAAAUCUUUGCAAACGCGCGGGAGGAAAGAACCGAAGACUCGUCUCCGCCAAAAUCGCCCGAAAACCAAAUUCAGACGGUAAAUCUCUUUUAUCCAAAGGAUUUGGUUUCGUCGAGUUUGAAUCGCACGAAACCGCCUCGAUAUGCUCGAAAUUAGUCUCCACCGGCAUCGGGAAGUUAGACGGUAAAGUCUUGUCGAUCGAGCUUUCGAGGCAGAAAAUGUCUCGAGAAACCGUCGAGGACGACAACACCAACGCGCUCGCGAUGAAAAAGAAAUCCAAAAUACCAAAAGGCAAAUCAGCGACUAAGCUCGUGCUUCGGAACGUCGCGUUCGAGGCGACCAAACGCGACGUGCAACUAUUGUUCAAUCCGUUCGGCGUUCUGAAAUCCGUUCGCGUGCCGAAGAAAUUCGACGGAUCGCACCGAGGUUUCGCGUUUAUUGAAUACACGACGCAAAGGGAAGCGACGGACGCGAUGGACGCGUUAGGGAACGCGCACUUGUACGGGAGAAAGUGCGUGAUUGAACGCGCGGACGAAGACGAGACUGUGAAUACGAUGGAUGAUUCGAACACCAACGCGGCGGUCUUUGGCGAAUCAAACGUGGAGAAGUUGCGGGAGAAAGCGAAAAGGCAAAUAGACGGAGGAUUGAACCAGCGGUCUUCGAAAAGACAGCAGCGCGCGUAG